Messenger RNA from Penicillium bovifimosum, 651 nucleotides. Its product is annotated as pre-mRNA-splicing factor SPF27 family protein. Gene Ontology annotation, cellular component: Prp19 complex; catalytic step 2 spliceosome; precatalytic spliceosome. Bases 1 to 651 code for a protein of 216 amino acids. The transcript is spliced from 2 exons. Gene Ontology annotation, biological process: mRNA processing. NCBI's taxonomy places the organism in Eukaryota, Fungi, Ascomycota, Eurotiomycetes, Eurotiales, Aspergillaceae. The record is from RefSeq and is a predicted model, not a curated record.
AUGCCUCUCAUCAACGAAUCCCACGACUCACUACCAUACAUUGACGCAGCGCCGACUGCCGCGGCGCACGCGCGCGCACAGCAGCUCAUCAACGCAGAGCUAUCCCCCGAGCACGCUGCCACACUACACCCCUUGAUCCCAGAAGCAUCAGAACCCAAGUUCUCACCUUUAAUACAACAAGAACUUGAGCGCAAAGCUCAAGGAACACCCCUUACCGGCGGUAUCGACCUAUCCCGAUACGAAGCACCAGAGGGCCCGACCCGUACAUCAGACACCGAUGCGCCCGAUCUAGAUGAAUGGCGUCGCACCCUGCAAAAGGCUUAUGUAUCAAGUUUGCAUUUGUCCAAGCGCCACGAGAAUUUGGCGUUGCUGGAGCAGUACGGCAAGAACGCGUGGUUGGUCGGCAAUUCACAGCUUGAGGAGAUUCUGAGCUCUCUCGAGAAAGAGCUGGCUGAGGCAAAGGCGGCUGCUGAGGAGGUCAACAAGCAGAGGAAAAUUGCACAGGAGGCUAGCCAAGGCGAGCUGGUUAAUCUGGAGGAGACGUGGAAGCGUGGUGUUGGGGCCAUUCUUGAUGUUGAGCUCGCAUCGGAGGGGUUGCGCAUGCAGAUUCUUGAGCAUAGGCGACAGGCAGCUCAGCAGCAGGCUCGCUAG